AGGUCGUUUGAAUAGUUCAGUAAGGUAGUUCCGAUCGGCGGCGGGAACGUAAAUAGCUAUCGGAUGUGGAAACUCGUCGGGAUGUUUUGGUGAUUUCAAUAUAGCUUUUGUAUCUAUUAUUUUUCUAUAUCUAUGAUGAUAAAACGGACAUGGAAACUCCUCUGUUUCGGUGGCCUGCUGUUUCUUCUUUAUUACAUGUGUAUAUCUUCUACAGUCCUGUUAAGAGGACAGAGCGACAGAGUCCUUCGUCAGUCCCAGUCGCUUGGCGAAGGCAUUGUUCGACUCGAUAGCUCAGCCAAUAAGGCCGAUUCUUGUGACGGAGAUGGGCACCGCGAUCAGGACCUGGGACUCGUUCAAGGCCGGACAGAUCCUGCCAACACCCCGAAGGAUCCUCUUUUCAUUCUCAUCCUGAGUUCGCUGCCUCGAAGCGGUUCGACCAUGCUGUCUGAGGCCCUCUCGAGUCUCCCCGGUUCGGUGUUGUUUUUCGAGCCUCUUUGGAUCCAGGAGAAGACGAGCUGCAUUGACGACGAGGACUGCGUCGCUGACUUUCUGAUGGAUGCUUUCAAAUGCACGUACGGAGAAUCGUUCGAGGCGUGGCUACGAAGCAAGCACCUGUUCUUCAACUUCUUUCAUCCUGACGUUCGAACAUGUACUCGCAAAGGCAAAAAAAAGGACGAAGAAUGUUUCUCCAAAAUCGACGUUCGCGCUCUGUGCCGAGGCGCUCCCGUGAGGCUCACUAAGGUCAUCCGUUCGAAGCUCACGUUCCUCGAGAAGUAUGUGAGAGAUGCAGACAACUUCAAGGUCAUCUACUUGACCCGAGAUCCGAGAGGAUCCCUCAACUCGAUCGCCAAGUUCAAGGCGUGGAACCAAGACCCUCACGAGCGGUGCCAGAACCUGGAGGAUGACCUCUUUACCUACGACCUCUUCUCGGAGAUCUACCCUUCGAAGGUCCUCCACGUCAAGUACGAGGACUUUUGCCUCCGUCCGCAGAACAAGACGUCGGAGAUCAUGGCCUUCCUCACGGGGAACCACACGAUCCCCCAAGAACUCCGAGACUACCUGGCGGAGCACAUGAGCAAGCGCCGCGGGAACCGGAACAUGAGUACCUACAAAGACAGCACGACGGAGUUCCAGGCGUGGCGGAGCAAGAUCUCCGAAGACCUGCUGAGGAAGGUGGAGAGCGAGCCGGCCUGCGCGAGCUCCGUCUUGAAGAUGGGCCACAGGCUCUUCAGAUCGACGAGGGUGGCGAGAAACCUCAACGUCUCUCUGUUUUUGUGAUUGUAUUUAUAAUGUCUUCUUGCUAUUCGCUUUUUGUAAUACAUGUCCUCGCGUUUAAAUGGCUUUCUCUACGGCACGAAUGUCUACAUGAAGUGAUCGUAGUGAUCCUAAACCUCGAGGGUGUGGUUUACAUAUUAUGUACAAUAUUUAAGAUAAUACCAUUCCAGUGGAAAUAUAAAAGACUAUUGUAUUA
Penaeus indicus is the source of this 1471-nucleotide messenger RNA. RefSeq lists its product as uncharacterized. Lineage: Eukaryota; Metazoa; Arthropoda; Malacostraca; Decapoda; Penaeidae. The record is from RefSeq and is a predicted model, not a curated record. Bases 133 to 1278 code for a protein of 381 amino acids. The transcript is spliced from 2 exons. Gene Ontology annotation, molecular function: N-acetylglucosamine 6-O-sulfotransferase activity. Gene Ontology annotation, biological process: sulfur compound metabolic process; N-acetylglucosamine metabolic process.